Aaosphaeria arxii CBS 175.79 is the source of this 2397-nucleotide messenger RNA. RefSeq lists its product as uncharacterized. Lineage: Eukaryota; Fungi; Ascomycota; Dothideomycetes; Pleosporales. Bases 1 to 2397 code for a protein of 798 amino acids. The record is from RefSeq and is a predicted model, not a curated record. Gene Ontology annotation, cellular component: intracellular membrane-bounded organelle; Mon1-Ccz1 complex. The transcript has 4 exons. Gene Ontology annotation, biological process: vesicle-mediated transport.
AUGUCUUCGACAAGCGUCCCCAAAGUCGUGCCCGCUCAGUUGUCUUUUCUCGCCAUCUACAAUCCGGCGCUGAGCAGUUCUGAUGAAGACGUCCAUCAGCAGAUUGUAUUUUACCAUUCCAAAUCCGCGAAAUCAAAAUCAAAAUCAAAAACACGAGGGAAGGCAGCGCGACAAGAACAAGAUAAGGAUCACCAGCAAAGCAUCGAAAACAAUGACGAGAAGCUCCUGCAAGUUGGGCUUGCUCAGGGCAUGGUCGAUUUCGCCAGGAGCUUCUCCAAUGGCGAACCCGUAGAAUCCAUAGAUACAGAACGGUCGCGAAUCGUAUUGAUCGAGUUGGAAGAAGGAUUUUGGAUACUCGCCGUAGGAAUAGUGUCUCUGUCAAUCGAUCUUACGCGACUCCCCGUAAUAGCCAACACGUCAAAAUCCGGUUCCACGAAGACCGACACAAGUACGCAAGAAUACGAAUACUCUGCUCGCGAAGUCAGUCCUCCUGAACUCCUUAAGCAACAGCUCAGGAGUGCGUAUUCGAUUUUUACACUUCACCACACAAGUUUUCAGCGCGUUUUCGCAAGACAAGGGCGCGAAUCCUUCGAACGGGUACUUCAGAAAUACUGGACACAGUUCGCCAAGCGUUGGGAUGUGUUACUUCACGGCAACCCUGCGGUAGAAAUAUAUAAUGGGCUGAAACUUGCUUCUGGAGGCGAGCUGGGCAUGGGCGUCGGGGAAGAGGAGUGGGGAAGCCCAGAGCGUGAUGUUUUGGAGGGAUACGUCAAAUCAACUGACGGGCUCAUUGAUGUGGUAGUCUCCCGAUUCGGUGAGCCUGCAUCUUCCGCGACCGAGGCAACUUCAAAGGCGCCUUAUGAUUCCGCAGAGCCACAGCCAUGGCUUGGAAAUGGGAAAUUUCCAGGGCCUGCAGAUGGUGUUGUCUUCUCGGGAACCGGGGCUUUGAGUCGUCAAUCUUUGCGCGACGUAUCUCGCUGGGUCGAAUCUAUAUAUACCAAUGGCGAACAAACCUAUGGUGUCACCUUGAACCCAACGACGGGGCGCGAGCGCACAAAACGAAGAGUAACGAAACCUACAGCCGCAUCGCCUUCAACUCCUGAGCCGCCUAAAGAGCUGACCGCGCCUCCACCGGGUAUUCCUCCGCCUAUUGUCAGAGCUGCUGAAGCUUCACUGGAAAAUGCUGCAAAAGCUGUUGACAGUGCGGGCAGCACACCUGCUGAGACAGACCAGAGCUUGCCAUCAUUAGGAGAUGUAGAGGCAUGGAAAAAGUACUUGACCCUUCCUUAUAGUAGUUUCUUUGGUCGAAAGCAAGAACCAGCAGAAAUGCCAGCAGAGAGUACCGGAAAGGGUGAAGAACCGGAGCUGGAGCAGGAGCCAAAAGACCCAGUAUCGGAAGCUACCCUCCAGACACAGCAGGAGAAUAAAGGAUACUUCCUGGUUGGACUUCAGGGGGACAUGGAUGACGAUGACGAUGAAAGCCCACGUAUACCUCUUCGCUUUCUUCACGUCGAGCUUGCUGAGGAUAUCCCUCAGACACCCAAUACUGAUGGCGACACACCUGCUUUCGAGAAGGAGUUGUCCUUCACACCGCAACGUAAUCUGUCUCGGUUGCGAGCUCUUGUCUAUGUGCACCGACCUUUCAUCUACAUCUUCUUCUUGAAGCAUAGCGCUCAGUCAUUGACAUUCUCAACCUUCUAUCGUACUAUUCACUCUUUCUUUUCGCCACUAAAUGCCUCUCUCAGCAAAAGCACGUCUCCCGAGAGGGUCGCAGAACGCAUAUCGAGUGCCGCUCAUCCCUACACAACCAACCCCGAGCCGAAUGCACAGCCUAUCUAUGAUGUGGUGUAUGACCCAAAGACAUACACCGUACACGCCAGCUUACCGAACAUCCCGGAGCCAGGCACUCUGGUGUCGGAGGGCAUCUCCAGCGGAGGCGUAGUUAUCCCACUAGGGUGGUCGCGCGUCGAAGCUCUCCACGUGCACUCGCACAUCAUGACCGCCAUCACCGACACUCGACGAGACUACGGAAAGAUCGAGCAAACAUGCAAAACAUCUCGCGGAUGGUGGGUCGCAUGGAUGCGGCUGCCGCCCUCUGGGGUCACGGCCCCGACCACAAACGAAGAGGCCGCCUCCAUCGAGUUCAAUUCCGAGGAUCUACGCGAGGCAUUUUUGAUCCGCAGGGCUCGCGACUCUGCAACCAUCACAGCUGGUUCCGGGAACGGCGGGAAGACGUCUGGGUCGAGGUUCGCGAGUGGCAUGUGGGGUCUCGGCGGGCCAUCGACGGACGAGAAGAUGGGCGGGAAGGCUGCUGGAUGGGGCCCGAAGGGUCUUGCGGAGGGUAUUGGUGUCGAUACCAGGAGGCAUGUUUCCGAGAUUCUGAGUCUCUGCCGAUAA